Messenger RNA from Porites lobata, 411 nucleotides. The record is from the annotation of a GenBank genome assembly. Lineage: Eukaryota; Metazoa; Cnidaria; Anthozoa; Scleractinia; Poritidae.
CAGAUUGGAGAAAAGUUCGGAUUGGAAGGAGAAAAACUGCUCGAGUUUGUGCGGGAACAACAAAAGUUAGAAGAUGAAAGAAGAAUGGAAGAAGAAGAAAAGGAAGAAAAACGUCAAAAACUUGAGGAAGAAAGAAGGAGGGAGAAGGAAGAGAAAGAAAAAAAACGUACACAGUUAGAAGAAGAAAAAGAGGAAAAACGUAGACAAUUGGAAGAGGAAAAAGAAGAAAAGCGUAGACUGUUAGAAGAACAAAAAGAGGAGAAACGUCGAAUGCUUGAAGAAGAUAGAAGAAAAGAAGACGAAGAAAGAGAAACUAGGCGGCAAGAACACGAACUGAGGAAAUUAGAGCUGGAAGCAGACCUCUUAAAACAGAGAGAGGCUAUUGAAGCCGCUACGAGAGAGCAUGAACUA